CUGCGAGAGGAAGAAAGCUAGUGAGGGUUGACUGUUAAUUUUCCUGCCAUACAAAGACUUAUCCUCUACGGAAAGGAUUUAUCCUUUUUAAUGCUCACUUUUUGUUUUCUCAUUUUGAUACUUUGUGGAUUUUAUGGACCUUGGACUACAGAGAAGUCUUGAAAAAUAUUAAAAUCCUCAUUGGACUUUGUGACAGGAUCCAAACUUUUAUUACAGGAUUGACCAGACUUACGUUUAGUUCAAGUCGUCAGCUGUGUGGGAAUAUUAGUUUGACUUUGACAUGGGGUCUGGGAAGGAGCUUCUUAUUCUUGGCUUAUUGUGUAUGCUGGGAAAAUGUUUUUGUGACUGUGAGGAAGGCUUCAUCGCAGAAGGCAGCAAGUGUAUCGAUGAAGACGAAUGCGUGAGCAAUGUGAAUUUAUGUGGCAAUUACUCAACAUGCACAAACACACAAGGCAGCUUUAAAUGUCAGUGUCUGGAUGGAUACAAAGACACUGGAGGGAAAAUUACGUUUGCUGGCGAUGGACAGUGCAAAGAUAUCAACGAGUGCACCGACAACCGUGAUAUCUGUGGUCAAGGUGGUAAUUGUUCCAACCUAAUUGGGAGCUACCAGUGCACCUGCCAUUCUGGGUAUACAAACGACAGCAAAAGUAGCCAUGGACACUGCAUAGAUAUCAAUGAGUGCACCAACAACAGUGAUAUCUGUGGUCAAGGUGGUAAUUGUUCUAACCUGCAUGGGACCUACCAGUGCAUCUGCCAUUCUGGGUAUACAAACGACAGCAAAAGUAGCCAUGGACACUGCAUAGACAUAAAUGAAUGCAACGAAGCUGAAAGGAAAGCAGAAGACCUCUGUGGACCAAAGGGUUCUUGUAAAAACAUCAAUGGGAGUUACUGGUGCAAGUGCCAAAAAGGAUACACUAAUUAUGGCCACGAAAGGACUCCAUGCUCAGAGCUUGACUGUGACAAAGGCACCAGCGGGCCUACACCGUCGCUUGGGGGCCUGGCAGACAUUUUGCUCAUGAUGAAAAACAACUGUUUGGCUCUGUCAAACCCUGGUGAAGUGAAAGGUGAUGGAGAGGUGCUACUGGAGAAACUUUUCACAGCGACCGAAGCCAUCCUGUCCCCUGGUCAACUGAACAACAGUGAAUAUGUGACUGGACUGCUCGGUACGGUGGAAAAUGCUAUUAUGCUCAUUGGUCCACAACUCAAAGCUAACAGCAACAAGAUCGAGACCACUGAGACAGAGGCAGAGAUUGCAGUGCAGAGAGGAAAGACUCGACCCACAGGAUCAAUUCAUUUGACCAACGAGAAUGCUGAACUCCACACUGACUGGACAACAGCAGCUGGGACGGGAUCAUACUCUGGUAUUGCACUGGCUGCAUUGUUGACAUACAAAAACCUUGAGACCUCUGUUAAUCGGUCAUUUGAGAACCUCACAGGUUUUGAAGAAGACGGAGUGAAUCCCACCUUUAAUAUCUUUUCUAAAGUUGUCUCUGUUGUGGUUUCCAACCCAUCCACUCAGAACCUGAGCCACCCUGUCAAGAUCACUUUCAGACAUCUACAGGACAAAAAGGAGUCUGAUGAAGAGAUGAAGAUGAAGUAUAUCUGUGCGUACUGGACUGAGGAAGGGACCUGGUCCACAAACGGUUGCGAACAAGAGAGCAACACCAGCACACAUACUGUGUGUGUAUGUCAUCAUCUGAGCAGCUUCGCUGUGCUCAUGGCUCUCUACCCUAUAAAGCACACCUUUGGGCUCCAGAUGGUGACCAAGAUAGGGCUGACCAUCUCCCUGCUGUGUCUCAUACUGUGCAUCCUGACGUUCAAGUUCUGCCGCUCCAUACAAGGAACACGCACCACCAUCCACCUGCACCUCUGUAUCUGCCUCUUUGUGGCAGACCUUGUCUUUCUGGCCGGCAUUUCACAAACGAAACCUGUGGGCGGCUGUAGGUUUGUUGCAGCAAUGCUCCAUUACUUCUUUUUGGGAGUUUUUACCUGGAUGCUGUUGGAAGGGGUGCAGCUGUACCGUAUGGUGGUUCUGGUGUUCAAUGCCAACAUUCGGCCCCUCUACUUAUACCUCACUGGUUAUGGGAUCCCCCUUGGUAUUGUCAUUAUAUCUGCCAUCAUCAGACCAUAUGGAUAUGGCACUGACCAGCACUGCUGGCUCUCCCUGAAUGAUGGCCUCAUCUGGAGUUUCUUCGGCCCUGUGUGCCUCAUCAUCUUCCUCAACGUCUUCUUUUUCAUCGUCACCGUCUGGAAGCUCGCCCAGAAGUUCACCAGCCUCAACCCAGACCUCUCCAAACUACACAAAAUCAAAGCUUUCACAGUGACAGCUAUUGCACAGAUGUGCAUACUGGGUUUGAUGUGGGUGUUUGGGGCUUUCCUGUUUCAAAAGGACUCCUUAGUGGUGGCAUACAUCUUCACUCUCCUCAACAGCCUGCAGGGAGCACUGGUAUUCAUCAUGCACUGCCUGCUGUCUAAACAGGUGAGAGAUGAGUACACCCAUUUCCUCUCCUGUAUCUGCACACCACCGAAGAAGAGAUACUCAGACUUCAGCAGUACCAAUCCCUCCAGUACUCAGUCACAAGGUACACGGAGCGGACAGCACACAGGAGAAUCCCAAAUAUGACACACUCUGUUGUUUAUUCCACCCCAAAGACAAACGAUCACAAAUAUCUAGGCUAAGUUAAGGUUUGGAUCCCUUAAAAUAAAAAUCAGUCACCUUGUUGUCAGCUAAAUCUCUAUUUUAGUCUUGUUAAAUCAUUGCACCAAUUAGUUUAAUGGUGAAACACAUUAAACACACAACUUUAUACCUGUACAUCACAUCACCUGGCCUCGCAGAUAAAUCUGAGGUGAUGUUUAACAAGAAAGAAAAUAAUACAGACAAUAUUUCUGAUAUAUAAAUUUAUGUAAAUUCGUACCAAGUUCAGUUUUUCGCAAAAUCAAAACAAUCAAAAUAUUAAAAUGAAACCAGAGAAAGAACUGGCUGAACUCCUUAAAACAAACCGCUCAAACAUACAUCAAAAUAUCCCCAGUAGGUAAAUGUCAGACCUUUCAUGCCCUAAUGAGAAUAGUGGGACCAAAGUUUUUAUUUAAAAAAAUAAAAAGCCAAAAAGGGUCAGAAAGUCUAACAUUUUGCUUAUUGUCCUCACUGAUAACAUCCUGUAGUUCUCUAAAUGUUGAUGAAGUUGAUAAUGACUGAAUUUUUAUUUUAGUGUGAACUAAUCCUAUAAAUGUUCCAGUAUCAGCAGGCAAGAAGUAGCCAACUUUUAAAAAAGUGUGUAUUCAGGAGCUCUUUAAGUCAAAGUAAAGAUAUUUCUGUUGAUUAUCGGUUCAUCCAAAACAUAUCGCAAUCAUAACAUAAGCUGUAUUCCCUUUUUAAAGUGAUAUUGAUACAGAUAUAUAUUUAUUAAGUGCGGAUUAUAAAGUCUACAUUGUGCAGGCUACAAGAAAAUAUGAGUGAUGCUUUUAAUGUUAAAAGCCAGAGCAAACAGUUUGUGCUUUUUUGUGCUUUGUUUUAUAUAAAUGUUUUCUGUAAAAAUAAGGGUGGCUGCUCUUUUCGUUCAUGGGAUUUUCAAAGAAAAUAUUUGUUUCCAUGUUGUAAUGUAAUCAAAGAAAUAUCUGAGUGGUGGUACAAAUGGCCCGUGAAGUGCCUCUGUGUUCUUGCAAAACCCAUGUGGACUCCAUGUUUAUUGAUUUUAAACAAAAUAAGUGAUGUUUUUUUAUCACUUGUGGCUAUUUUUAAACAAUAUAUAUUGGUUUGCAGUUCAGUUGUGCCUUUUGUCACUGGUGUAUUAUAUAUUUUAUCCUCAAAAUGAUCCACCGAGAAAACAAAUCUAGCCCCAAGGUUGCAUAGGAAGUAGACAAAACCAGACCCACCCUUCUGAUAAGCCUGCAGUUUCCUGCAAUUAGACCGUGUUUAUGGAAUAAAAUUCACUUUGUUAUCAUGUUUUCUUAUUAUAGCUGUUAGCUAAUGCCUCAACACUCACACAGCAUCACAUCCCUGAAAUGAGAAUUUAGACCUCUUUGUUAAGGUCUAAUGGGAGUUAUACAGACCUGAUUAUUUUAUUUUAUUUUAUUGCACUUUUCUUUGUAAAAAUGUUAAUCCAGCACAUAUUCACUCACACAGUGCAUGGGAGAAUCUAGAAAACUUGAGAUCCAGCCACACUUACAGAACUUGAACAGUUUAUUUGUUGUAAUAAAGCUACAAUUGUAUAUUUUUCUAUUUUAUAGAAAUUGAUCAGAUUGUUUUAAAGACACUGAUCUUCAGAGAAAAAAAAUCAAAUCAAUCUUUGUAUGUGAAAGGUUUUGACUUAUCUUUUUUUGUUUGUUCAUAUUUAAAUUGCCUGAUUAAGGCCUUGUAUGUGUUGGUUUUAACACCUAAACUGUUCUGCGGUUCUUUUGUGUGGCUGCGCUUUUUUGUGACCUUUUAUUCAUGUUUUGCAAAAUGUAUUAUAUGUGAAAAAGCUAAAUGCAUUAUGCAGCAUUUUGUGAAUGUAAGAAUCUUAUUGUUAGAAUAUAAUAGACAUUCUAGUAUGAAGUUAUAUGAACUUAUUUUUCUACUUUGUUCUGUUGUUUGUUGUACGGUACUAUUUUCUUUAAAGAAUAUUCACCACAGAUUUUAUUAAAGCUUACUUCAUC
Messenger RNA from Larimichthys crocea (large yellow croaker), 4635 nucleotides. Its product is annotated as adhesion G protein-coupled receptor E2. Gene Ontology annotation, cellular component: plasma membrane. The transcript has 18 exons. Lineage: Eukaryota; Metazoa; Chordata; Actinopteri; Sciaenidae. Bases 281 to 2623 code for a protein of 780 amino acids. Gene Ontology annotation, molecular function: G protein-coupled receptor activity; calcium ion binding. The record is from RefSeq and is a predicted model, not a curated record. Gene Ontology annotation, biological process: adenylate cyclase-activating G protein-coupled receptor signaling pathway; cell surface receptor signaling pathway.